Molecule: messenger RNA, 1080 nt
Organism: Lasiodiplodia theobromae
Lineage: Eukaryota; Fungi; Ascomycota; Dothideomycetes; Botryosphaeriales; Botryosphaeriaceae
Product: Geranylgeranyl pyrophosphate synthetase
Exons: 1
Coding region: 1-1080 (359 amino acids)
Source: RefSeq, a predicted model, not a curated record
AUGCCAUCGUGCCCCUUCUCCCCGCUCUUCGCCGCGCUGCGCGUCACCAACCCAUCCUUCUCCUUCGCGGGCGCCGUCGACCUGCUGGCCAACCGCAGCAGCCUGCGCAAGCUGCUCGGCUUCGCCAGCGGCCACGCCCCCCAGACGCAGACGUUUCGCAUCGACGCCACCCUCGUGCGCGACAACACGCUCGUGCUGUUCCGCCACGACCGCACCCUGCGCGAGGUACUUCUUCCCGGCGCGAAGAAGCGGCAUGAGGCCAUGAGCUACGGCCACGGCUUCGAGGCGGCUUUCACGGCGCAGGAGGAGCCGGCGCUGCGGCGGCAGCAAGCCCGCGUCGGCGGGCAUUACCGCACGAUUGCGUACGAGCUGGGCGCGCUGAGAUGCGUCGUCCAGUGCGAGGUCGAUGCGUGGUACGACGAAGAGCGAGGCUGCCCGGACGACGAGCCGGCGGCGGCUGGUGCGCAGUCCAAAGGCGAAAAGCAAAGGGAUGAGGACGUUGCGGCACGACGCUCUGGGGUGUCUUCGACCGCUUCGGUGACGUCGGCCCCGUCGGCGGCGGCUCAAAACAAGACCCCUCGACGGCCGAAAGGGAUGCGGAAGAGCUCCUCCUCUGCUGCCCUCUCGGUUUUGGACGGCCGUGUAGAGCAUCAGCCGUCGGCCCAACAGCUCGCCGAGCUCAAAGUGCGCCGCAAAAGCCCGUUUCGCACGUUCAAGACCGUUGCGCAGAUGUGGCUCGGCCGGACCCCGUACCUCAUCAGCGGCCUUCACAAUGAGGGCGUGUUCAGUAUGAUCAGAGUCGAAAACGUGGGCGAGAGGUUUUCUUCGUGGGAGAGCCUUCACCAAGAGUCGUUGAAGAAGCUUGUGGCUGUCAUCACGGAACUGAAAGAGCUCUUAAUUGCGCAACGACAGAAUAUGUCCGGGACGAGUGGUGGGGGAAGCCCAGCAAGUAUGACAUGGGGAAUUGUAUUCGACCACAAGAAGAAGCCUGCAAGACUAUCGGUAUAUGAUUUGACAAAGAAGUCGAAGACAUUUUCUGUUCCGCAGGAGGAUGUGGAGGCGUUCUGGCCAGAGCAUUGA